This is a messenger RNA of Polyodon spathula (Mississippi paddlefish), 1265 nucleotides long. Its product is annotated as centromere protein P. Gene Ontology annotation, cellular component: nucleus; chromosome, centromeric region. NCBI's taxonomy places the organism in Eukaryota, Metazoa, Chordata, Actinopteri, Acipenseriformes, Polyodontidae. Gene Ontology annotation, biological process: CENP-A containing chromatin assembly. The transcript is spliced from 9 exons. The record is from RefSeq and is a predicted model, not a curated record. Bases 68 to 931 code for a protein of 287 amino acids.
CGCGACAUUUCAGCCACAUCUUUGAAUUGAAAGAACGGAGAUUGUUAUUGUUGGUUAAGUAUUCAACAUGAAGAGCAGCAGUGAACAAUUAUAUGAAGAAGAGAUCAGAUCUCUUAAGCAUGAAAUCAAGAUGUUAGAAGAACAAUAUGCAGACAUGGAGAACUCGGGCACCUACUCCGAGGAGCACUAUCGCAGCACUUUGGCAUCACUGAUAGGAAAAUCAAAAAAAGAUUCAACCAAGCAGCAGGCCUUUGCAGCUCUGAAAACAAAGCUGGAUAGUUUGGAAGCAGAACUCGCACAACAGUCACAAAUGAGUGGUUAUGUGUUCACCAACUACUCAAAGAAAACACUGGAAAAAAGUCAUCUCAAAGCUUUACAGCAGCACAGGCUGUCCGGUCGUUGCCACUUCUUGACUUUCCAGAUCGAAUUUCAGCUGAUGGAAGUUCAGAUGGAGGCCACUGUCAGUACAACUGUUACUGAUCUCAACAUAGUCGUGGAAUCCAGUGAAUUUACUGACAUGAGCGCAUUUGUGUCGAGAGCUGAAGAUACAAAGAGCCUUUUGCUUUUCUUUCGGACUCUGAAAUCAUUUGCGGAUUGGUGUGUGCAUCGAAAAAGAACGCUUUUGCAUUUCAAGGAGAAAUACCCCAGCAUUGUUAGACUGCCAGAAGGUUGCAGUGCUGAAUAUAUGGUUAUCCAGAGUCCAAAACUUCCAGGAUGUGAGUUGAAGAUUGUUUGGAACAUAGAUGUGACCGAAGAAGGGGUGGUUACUCCAAAGCUUAACCUUUUGACCAAAAUACCAGAGCAAGCGCUGCUCCUUGACAAGAGGAAAGCAGUGGAGAGUGCACCCCACUGCUUUAAAAAUCUUCUGCGCUUACUUGGUAUCGAGGCCACCAUUGAAAGUGUAAUAAAGUCCUUACUGAUGGAAGAGUAACAUUAAAAUGUUUUAAUAGAGGUAAUCAGAACUGGUCGGAAAGUCUAAAUCAGCAUGGAAGCACCUAAAAAAAAAAAACCUGCCAUGUGGAUGCAUUUAUUAUUGUUAAAUGAGAGCACAUGUUAAUUAUUGGUGCUAUGAAUAAUUAUGUUUUAUUUUAAAUUUGUUUUAAUAUAAACACUUCUGUAUAAUUUCCCAUUUUAGAAAUAUUUGUAAAAUGACAUGCCAAAUAUACAUAACUCUCUCAUGUCACGUUAUAUAUAAGUGGACAUGAAAAAUAAAUACAGCUAUUUAAAUAAAAAAUGCCAAACAUACUUAAAAGAACACAAUUCUG